This is a messenger RNA of Hevea brasiliensis (rubber tree), 848 nucleotides long. Its product is annotated as protein CURVATURE THYLAKOID 1A, chloroplastic. The record is from RefSeq and is a predicted model, not a curated record. Bases 98 to 607 code for a protein of 169 amino acids. Lineage: Eukaryota; Viridiplantae; Streptophyta; Magnoliopsida; Malpighiales; Euphorbiaceae. The transcript has 5 exons. Gene Ontology annotation, cellular component: chloroplast thylakoid membrane; thylakoid.
AAAAUAAAAUAUAAAUCAUAAGUAAAACACACCGAUCGAAGUGAAGAGGACAAAGGAUAGGAGCAGAGCGUUUGGGCAGCCACACAUCAAUAUCUAAAUGGCAGCGACGGUUUAUGCGGCGGCAGCAUCCUCCUCUUCCAUGGCAGCUACCACCGCCGCCUUCAUUCCACCCGCCAGCAGAACCACACGCUGUUCGGCCUUGCCUUACCUCCCACCUCGCAUAUCAUCCCAAUCAUUCCGCCCUUCCAUAAAACAAGUGUCAGAGUCCCGCAGGUUCCCUCUCAUUCAGAUUAGGGCCUCUUCAUCAGAAGAAUCCACUUCUCUUGAUGCUGGUGAGCUUUUCACAGACUUGAAGGCAAAGUGGGAUGCACUUGAAAACAAGUCUACGGUAAUUCUCUAUGGAGGUGGGGCCAUAGUUGCUGUUUGGCUAUCAUCGAUCCUUGUGGGAGCCAUCAACUCAGUACCUUUGCUGCCCAAGAUCAUGGAGUUGGUUGGGCUUGGAUAUACUGGAUGGUUUGUUUACAGAUACCUUCUCUUCAAGUCAAGCAGAAAAGAACUGGCAACAGAUAUUGAAGCAUUGAAGAAGAAGAUUGCUGGAACUGAAUAAACUCCACAUGAUUGAGCUACAAAACUUUUCCUCUAGCACGGAUCUUUAAUUUAUUCAGUACUCUGCAUCCUCGCUCUAAGACAUAUUUGCAUUUUGUAUUGUAGAUUAGCAACCUGUAUGAAUCGUGCUCUUGUAUUUCCCCUCUUCAUCAUUGUAUUAAGGAUCAGUAAUAUCUAUGCAGUUUAUGCAGCAAUUACAAUAUUGCAUAUAUGAUCAUAACCACAUGCAGCAUUUUCACUUC